AUGGUGGAUAGUUUAGUGGAAACUCUUUUCGAAGCCAUCACAGUAGGUGACGAGGAGCAGGUGGAAUUGUGCUUGAAAAGUGCGACGAUCGCGAUUGUAUUGGAGUUUGAGGCAAUCUACGGGGAAUCACCGCUGCACUUGUGCGUGAAACUUGGCGGCGUGAGUCAUCUCGGCUUGGUGCGCCGUUUGCUGGCUAGUGGUUUGGUGGAUUUUGAUCAGCGUGAUAACGAAGGACAAACGGUUCUGGAGUACGCAUAUCGAAAUGGAGAUCAAGAGCUAACGAAGCAGCUUAUUGGAGUGGAAAUGGAGGGCUUAGAUGAUGUAACUGCGUGCUAUAAGAUGUUGAAGCAUGAUUCGCUGGACCUUUUCAAACUGUUUCUUUCGAUGAAGAACAUGAGUGAGGUCGAGACGUUCAAAAACAUCGCCAGUGCGUUCGUGAAGUUGAAUGUGAAAAACUUUGUUCUGUCGGAGGAGCUGCGACACUUCGCCCAGUGGAAGCUUUCGGACUACGCAUACCGGAACUUGUCGGGGAAUUGGCCAGGUGUAAAGGACCCAACGGAGUGGAAGGACCAUAUCGAUAUAAUCGACGACUGCUGGCGAGUGAUAAGCGAGAAAUAUGAUACACGCUUAUAUGACGAUGUUGAUGACCAGUUGCUGCAUCGAUUGCACAUCAUCCAUAAUUGCCUGUACUUUCUCAAGCACAAACAAUUUCUCAACCAUCUACCCAUGUCCGAGAUUGUCUUCUGUGUCGCGAUGUUUAUUUCCAUUUUCAAAAAUAGUACCCAAUUCAACGAAUAUCGUCUGUUAGUGAACAAACGGCUAGUGAUGGACUUCGUGCGAAUGGUUCAUCGGCAACUGAAACUCGCCAAAAACCAUCUCGAGAUGGCGGAGAAAGAGCUUACUACGAUUAUGCAGGAAGCUCAACGCUUGAAUGCCAAUGCUAAAGAUCGUUUAAUUGAGGAGAUGUUAGAGAAACUGAAAGCAAGCAACUUCCCUAAUAAGGCUCAUUGGGUUGCAGAGACAACGAAGAAAAUAAAUUAUGCAGACGAACCGAACAAGGAUGUGCUGAUAAAGGAUAUGAAGAAGAAAUUAAAAUCUUCCAAUAAAAUGUACUUGGGCAAGGCGAUACAAGCCAUAGAGGAGGGAAAUAAACGCCACUUUAUUGAAGAGAUACGUAAAAGAAGUUUGCACGUGACGCAUCCGCAGAAUGUGGUGAACCGAUUGAUGGCAGGAAAGGGUAAAACAAUAGGUACGAUAGUGGCAGAGACAGUUGGAGAAGCAUGUUUCGACUUGAAACAUCUUUUGCGUGGUAAAGGCCGGAGAAUCAUAAGGAAAAUCAAAACAUGCUAUACGAAAAUGAAGCAAAUUUAUUCACUCCAUAAAGCACUACACUACUGUAAGGAGUUAAAUCUGGAUAAUGAAUUAGAAGAUAGCGCCAUAAUAGACUCGGUUAAUUCUGUUUCAUGUAUAUUGCGUAUGACACAAGUGUUUGGAGAAGCGAUAAAAAAUACACAAAGUUCUCCAAAUUUGCCAGGAAAGGCUAAACCCGCGGUAGGAGGAAUGUUAACUCAACUUUUUCCUCUUAUAAACAUAUCGCUACGGGAAACCAUUUCACAUAGUGUAUCCUUCAAGAGAAUCCUAGUUGAUGAAGUGUGCCAUAGGCAGGUAUGCAAAACGACAAGGCAACAUUUGCGCACCGUAUACAUUUCAUUCUUGCUUUUGUACGUUGUCGCGUUGAUAGAUGCACGGCAAUCAUUCUACGGUCUGAUGCGCCGAUGUGGUUCCUAUGAAGCAUUACGAUCACUUCUACUUUAUGCGGACGAUACGGAAGAGAUGGAAAAACAGCACUUCAGCUUUUUCGAAACUAUUAAAAAAUAUUUUGAUGAUGCGCAAACUCUGUUCACGGAACUGCAAGACAGCCUUGUAGGUAAAUCGUUAGAAUUCAUCUAUUUGCAUAAAAAAAUGGAGCGUAAAAUAGCCAUUGUAAUGGACCUGGAAAAGUUUUUCAUUGAAAGCAGUCUUGUAACACAUACUGAAAUACGGCGAGCGUGUUUUGUGGGUGACGAUCUGGCGGGCACUCAACGGCUGUUGGACUGGAAACUAUCAAUGAGUUGGGGAAAUAAGUUUUUCAGUAGCAUCCAUUCCGAAUGGGAGAAAGAGCAAAUCCAUACGUACCAGCUGGACUGGAUGGAUCCAAGAUUAUUGAAAUUCAAUCCUGCCGUGCUGGCUGGUUUGCUAAAGACUAUAGCAGUAUCGAUGGAUUGCGCCGAACAAUUCGACUACCUUUGGCACACCCGUAAACUGAUUCAGGAGUUGGGUCUAGCCCGCAGCUUUGAUGAGAAUGCCACGCAAGAACUCAAUCAGCGGCUGAAACCAUAUUACGAUAACAUUUUUUUUGUUGAAAGUAAAUGGAGAAUUGUAAAAACCUUUUGUAAGAGCCGCAAAAUUGAGAUGAACGAGAUGUUGGUGCAUGAAUUAACGAAUAGCGACCAGGCAAAAUUGCAGACGCUUUUUGAUGAUCGUCGGGAAAAGCUUCGUACCAUCCUCGAGAAACAUGACAUGAACACUGUUGAAAAUCUCGCGAGUUGUGGGCGAAAUUUACCACCAAGUGCUGAAGCAAGUUUGGAGUACCUUCAGCUAGAGAUUUGCGAAAUGUUAGUUGCUGUAGGAUACUUUGGUGAUAAUUUUCAAUACCUAAAACACAGAAUGCCAAUGAUACAGGGUAGAAACUACCGAAACUACCUGGCGCAUGAUAGCCUUUCUUACAAUCUCUUAACGGACAGCUGGACGGAGAAGACAGUUAUUAAUGCGUACGUCUUCGCCUACACUGAGCUACAUUUGUUUGGUAAACGAGAAAUGAAAACAGAAGUCAUGGAAAUGUCUUAUCCAACGGUGCAAGAUACGCAUAGAUGGACGGAGGAGCAGUCACAAAUGAAAAGUGCUUUUCAAACGGAGGAUUUGAAUCAAAUUGUCGCUGCAAUAAAAAACGGAGGUGAAAUACGAAGCGUUUUCUGUUGUUCGCCGAAUCAGAAGAAAAUUUCGCCACAGUUUCGAAAUCUAACUGUCCUGGUCGAUUCUUGCAAUGUAAACCCGUUGAUUGCACGAUAUUUGAAUACAUACUUUCAUGGUUUUAGUGAAGUUUGUGAAGAUCCUGUACAUCAACUCAAAAGUGCGUUACUGAUGUGCAAUUAUCAAGCCGCUUUUGAUCGCACGAUAGGAAGGGGGCCGGCAAGAGAUACGCUGAUACGACACGAGCUUUUCGAUUGGCCAGAACUUAUGCCUCGUGUACGCAAAACAGAUUUAUUCAUUCACCUGAUAGCAGCUUUCAAUAGGCAAAGAAUUUUGAAAGCGUUGAUCGAGCAUGGCAAUCAACGAGGCGUUCAAGAGAUACUACCAUUUUUUGAAGAUUUUCGUGACCCAACGCAGCUAGGCCCGCUAAGAGAUGCCCUUGUGUAUAAUAUGAGGUCUAUAGCAGAGCUGUUGCUUGCCCGUACAACGGCACCACAUGGCACCGCUGUUGAACUGCUCUUAAUUAUUAUUCAUUGGAAUGACAUGUUUCCAACCAUUGUGUUGAAAUCGGAAAUGUGCUCUGAAAAGUUGGAACUUCUGCUUAAAACUGCAGCACAGUCGCGAAAUUAUACGGCGUCAGUUUUUCUACUUGAGAAUGCAUUGUUCAAACAGUAUAUACCGGGUGCGUUUAGAAAUAGCUGCAUUCAUGCCGCUAGAAUGGGUGAAACAUCUUUACUGCGGCAUUUGUUAGAAAGCCAUUCAACCACUAGCCAAGUGUUAGCUGAAAUAGUAUAUCAUGCAGCAGUACGUAAGCAGUGGAAGUGCGUUAGCUUGCUGCUUGAUCGGGAUGCCCCUGUUGACAUCGAAUUUUUAGGAAAGAAUUAUGAGCAGGGUAACACUUUAAUCAUACUGGUUAAGUUUGGACUAUGGCGAUUAAUUGAUCGCGUAAGAUCAAUCCACUGUCGCAUGUACGGCGAUAAUAUAACGCAUCCAUUCUCAAUUGCUAUAAGUUAUGGAAUGAUGUCUGGUGGUAUGGUUCGAACGUUACGGCGUCUUGGUUUCGACUGGAUUGACGAGUCUGUGAUUCUUCAUGCGGCGAUCAUAAGACGCGACAGUGUUACUUUGGCAAUCAUAUGGAGGGAGAUUGACGUGAUUAUUCAAUCAAAUCAUUUGGAAAUAGAGGAUAGCCACUUCGCGUUUGCAAUUAAAGUUUUAACAACAUGGCAAACGAUAGGAUUUGUAGAAGAGUCAACAACUCUCGAAACAUCACUUAUGUAUGCUAUACACUAUAUGGAUAAAGAUAUGAUAAAAGAACUCUUAGAUCGUGCGAAAAGUAUGCGUCACCUAGAGGGAAUAGGAAUCCUGAAUAGUAUAGUAUUCAAAACAAGCACAUCGAUCGUUUGUUUCGGCAAACGAAGUGAAAACCGCAUUUGUAAUGUGCAGAAAAGCUGUAAAGAUAUGAUUACGAGGUUAAAGAGCACCGUUGUGCUGGAUAUGGGUUGGCAAGAGUUCACGAUUGAUCUAGGUGUGCCAGUGGAGUUCUAUGUCUUAUCAGCAAACAAAGAAAAGAUCGACCUAUCGCAACAAACCACAGACGUUGAUAUGCGGAAAUCAGGAUCGAUGUUGAAUCGUCUCAAUGAUUUUAUGAUGGUAUCAAAUGCAUUAUUUGCGGAGGCCUCGGUUUUUGCCGCGCACUUUAAGCUAAGUGAAGGAACCUCCGUGUAUUUCUGGCAAGUAGAAGAUAUAAGUUGCGUUUACAAUAUUCUUCCCCUUGAAUCCGAGAUUGAUUUGUCAUCAACUGUUAAUUAUAGAAAUUUUCUCGGCGAAACUCCACUGCAUAAGUGUUUCCCGAACGAUGAGCUGAACAUAGUUAAAAUGCUAGUUGAAGCCGGUGCCAACCCACUAUUUGCCGAUCAGAGUGGAAUGGCAGCGAUUCAUAUUUCUUUGUGGAACUCCAAAGAUUUCGCCGUCGCACGUUACCUUGUUGAAGUUUGCCAGGAUCGCGAAUUACGCAACGAACACGGUUUAUCUCUGGUUGAUCUUGAAGAUGGUAAUUUGAAGAAUCGAUUAAUACACAUUGCUGUCAUGACUGGCCGGCAGGACAUAGUUGAGCGUUUGGUCCAGUUGAAAGUCGACGCCUCGAUGAAAAACAGUAUCGGGUUAACACCAAUUCAAACAGCUCUGAAAGUUACUUUGCCGAAUAAAUCACAUAUGAUCAAAUUACUGCUCGAUUACGAUUCUAGUUCUAUCGACGCGAUGGAUCCGAUGGGAGACACAUUGUUGUUCUCUGCUGUAAAGUAUCAUUCCAUUGAAGUAUUGCAGGAAAUAUUAAGACAUGAUCCAGAUAUAACGCUCUCCCCGGAAGGAUGUACUGCCCUUUGUUUAGCUUUAAUGCUUAAAAAAUCCGAAUCAAGCAAAUGUUUGCUUCGGUAUGCGGUUGAAAAGGGCAUCCGUGGAAUCACGAGCAUAGAUGAAGAAGAUAUAGUUGUUUUAUCGUUGAUAUGUAAUGACUACAGUUUAUCAAAAUCUCUAUUUGAGUAUGAAUUAGAACAUUCACUGGAGGAAAUAAAUGUUAACGACCUACCACGAAUUGUAGCAAUAUUAAACACCAACGUCUUGAAAGCCUCCAAUGUUCCAAUGUGGCAAUAUGUGCUGACGGAAAAGAUCGCCAUGGAAAGUGGUUUAGUAGAAGCUCUUUUCGAAGCCAUCACAGUAGGCGACGAGGAGCAGGUGGAAUUGUGCUUGAAAAGUGCGACGAUCGCGAUUGUAUUGGAGUUUGAGGCAAUCUACGGGGAAUCACCGCUGCACUUGUGCGUGAAACUUGGCGGCGUGAGUCAUCUCGGCUUGGUGCGCCGUUUGCUGGCUAGUGGUUUGGUGGAUUUUGAUCAGCGUGAUAACGAAGGACAAACGGUUCUGGAGUACGCAUAUCAAAAUGGAGAUCAAGAGCUAACGAAGCAGCUUAUUGGAGUGGAAAUGGAGGGCUUAGAUGAUGUAACUGCCUGCUAUAAGAUGUUGAAGCAUGAUUCGCUGGACCUUUUCAAACUGUUUCUUUCGAUGAAGAACAUGAGUGAGGACGAGACGUUCAAAAACAUCGCCAGUGCGUUCGUGAAGUUGAAUGUGAAAAACUUUGUUCUGUCGGAGGAGCUGCGACACUUCGCCCAGUGGAAACUUUCGGACUACGCAUACCGGAACUUGUCGGGAAAUUGGCGAGGUGUAAAGGACCCAACGGAGUGGAAGGACCAUAUCGAUAUAAUCGACGACUGCUGGCGAGUGAUAAGCGAGAAAUAUGAUACACGCUUAUAUGACGAUGUUGAUGACCAGUUGCUGCAUCGAUUGCACAUCAUCCAUAAUUGCCUGUACUUUCUCAAGCACAAACAAUUUCUCAACCAUCUACCCAUGUCCGAGAUUGUCUUCUGUGUCGCGAUGUUUAUUUCCAUUUUCAAAAAUAGUACCCAAUUCAACGAAUAUCGUCUGUUAGUGAACAAACGGCUAGUGAUGGACUUCGUGCGAAUGGUUCAUCGGCAACUGAAACUCGCCAAAAACCAUCUCGAGAUGGCGGAGAAAGAGCUUACUACGAUUAUGCAGGAAGCUCAACGCUUGAAUGCCAAUGCUAAAGAUCGUUUAAUUGAGGAGAUGUUAGAGAAACUGAAAGCAAGCAACUUCCCUAAUAAGGCUCAUUGGGUUGCAGAGACAACGAAGAAAAUAAAUGAUGCAGAAGGCCUGAACAAGGAUGUGCUGAUAAAGGAUAUGAUGAAGAAAUUAAAAUCUUCCAAUAAAAUGUACUUGGGCAAGGCGAUACAAGCCAUAGAGGAGGGAAAUAAACGCCACUUUAUUGAAGAGAUACGUAAAAGAAGUUUGCACGUGACGCAUCCGCAGAAUGUGGUGAACCGAUUGAUGGCAGGAAAGGGUAAAACAAUAGAUGCACGGCAAUCAUUCUACGGUCUGAUGCGCCGAUGUGGUUCCUAUGAAGCAUUACGAUCACUUCUACUUUAUGCGGACGAUACGGAAGAGAUGGAAAAACAGCACUUCAGCUUUUUCGAAACUAUUAAAAAAUAUUUUGAUGAUGCGCAAACUCUGUUCACGGAACUGCAAGACAGCCUUCCAAAGGAUAACGGAGAUGGACUUGCUGCAUAA
Anopheles coustani is the source of this 7143-nucleotide messenger RNA. RefSeq lists its product as uncharacterized. The transcript is spliced from 4 exons. Bases 1 to 7143 code for a protein of 2380 amino acids. NCBI's taxonomy places the organism in Eukaryota, Metazoa, Arthropoda, Insecta, Diptera, Culicidae. The record is from RefSeq and is a predicted model, not a curated record. Gene Ontology annotation, molecular function: protein binding.